Messenger RNA from Bradysia coprophila, 1559 nucleotides. Its product is annotated as vitellogenin-1-like. Gene Ontology annotation, molecular function: lipid carrier activity. The record is from RefSeq and is a predicted model, not a curated record. NCBI's taxonomy places the organism in Eukaryota, Metazoa, Arthropoda, Insecta, Diptera, Sciaridae. Gene Ontology annotation, biological process: lipid transport.
ACGAAAUUGCUUGCGAACAGAACUUAAAAUUAGUGCCUCCGAAGAUGAAGACAAUAUUUAAAGUCACUAUUACCAUUUUGUGCUUCACAUCGCUCCUUGAAGCUGUUGCUGGAUACGGAGCUUGGGAGGAAAAUCGAGUGUAUAAUUACAAAUUACAAGCAUACACACGGAACAGUGAUGGUGGUGUGUUAGCUCACGGCCGUUUGACUAUUUACCCACUGUCUGAAGUUCUGUUAAUUGGACGAAUCAGCCUAUUAGAGUACAGCAAAGUCGAUCGUCAUUUAACGGAAGAUAAUAAUUUAGAUUUGAGUCGUAUCGAUUUCGAUUACCAAUUACCGAUAACUAAACCAUUCCUGAUUCAUUUGGAAAAUGGUACAAUUCAUUCGAUAUCAGUCGAUUCGAUGAUGUCCAGGAAUCAAAUCAAUCAACUGAAAGUCAUCGUCAGCCAAUUCCAACUUGAUACAAACGCACAAUAUUUAUUUAAGUCUGAGGACGAACACCUUCCCGAGGAAGGCAACACUACCGUUUUCUACAAGACAAUGGAACAGACUUUUACAGGAAAUUGUGAAACAUUGUACAACAUCUCAACACUGUCCAACAACUUAGUCAAAUCACAUCCUAAAUGGGUUCCCUUGCCAAAUUUGAACGAACGAGGUGAUUUUAUUAAAGUUGAAAAGACCAGAAACUUUAACAGUUCCAAUCGUUAUUUCGCAUUCUACAACAAUGGCCAAAGUGAUUUCCAAUCAAGGCCAGACUCAGAUUCUCAUUCUGACCAAAUGAGUGCUGAAGGUGCUGAACAACGUCCAAAUCAAAUGGACGAGGCUUCCUCGUCUAUCACGACACACGUAGUCAUUUCGCGUGGCUUACAAACGUACACCAUUCAAUCAUCGAUUACAACUGGCCAUGGUGACGGUUUUUAUGAUUACUUGGAAAUUACAUUAGAAUCUGUGGAAGAACAAAUCCAAAGAAUGACAAGAUUUGAAGGCAUGGAAAGACUUGUUAAUGUCGGAAACUUGGUAUACGGAACCGAUACAGAAAGUGGUGAGCGUCUAGUGACUGAUCUGCAAAAUCUUCAGUCAAAAAGCAAUUGUUUAAAGGCAGAAAAUGCUCGAGUGGAAUGGAGUGGUUGUUGGACUGAUUUCGUUUCAGGGCCCAGUAUAUGCAAAAAGGAAUUCGGUCCUGAGUGGGAAUAUCUCGACUACGAUUGUUGUGGGUUCCUUUGUUUGGGUAGAAAGGCUAAGUGUAGAUUAAGCUAUCCCGGUUGUGUGGCCACUGUUUGCUACUCCGUUUUUGUGCCGCAAGAUAAAUUAUGUAACAGUCAAUACGGAGAUAACUACCCAGUUACAUGUGAUGGAUUUCCAGACUGUACACUUGGAUUUUGGCGUGCCAGAUGCUGUCCAAGUUCAUACGCAUAGAGUGUGCUAUCUGGAGAAUGGUUGUAACAAAAUGUUUUUCGAUAACAAAUGCGUCUAAGUCAGAUAUAACCAAUGGUAUUCGACUUAAGUGUGGGACACAAAUAAAACAUUUCAAUUGGCUAGAAGAUGCAAAUUUUUUCAUAU